This is a messenger RNA of Benincasa hispida (wax gourd), 870 nucleotides long. RefSeq lists its product as uncharacterized. The record is from RefSeq and is a predicted model, not a curated record. Gene Ontology annotation, molecular function: nucleic acid binding; zinc ion binding. NCBI's taxonomy places the organism in Eukaryota, Viridiplantae, Streptophyta, Magnoliopsida, Cucurbitales, Cucurbitaceae.
AUGCAGGGCCUGUCUCUUGAGGCUAAACAUCUGAGGGAUUUCAGGAAGUAUUACCCUCUCUCCUUUGAUGGAGCGUUAGGGAACCCCACCAAAGCAGAGAUGUGGUUGUCAUCUAUUGAGAUGAUAUUCCAUUUUAUGAGGUGUCUGGAAGAGCAUAAGCUUCAAUGCGCAGUUUUCAUGUUGACUGGUAACGCGAAAAUCUGGUGGCGUUCAGUAGAGAAGAUGAUUGAUACCGGUGGGAAGCUUGCAACCUGGGAGCAAUUCAAAGAGUGCUUUUAUGAGAAGUAUUUUUCGGCUAACACCUGGUACAACAAGCAGGCAGAAUUCUUGAAUUUUAAACAAGGAGUUAUGUCAGUGGAGGAGUAUGAACAAGACUUUGAUAAGCUGUCCCACUUCGCUCCGAAACUAGUAGCCACCGAGACAAUAAGGACUAAUAGUUUCAUCCAGGGUCUGAAGAGCAGACUGCGAGGCAUGGUACAUGCCUUGGAACUCAAGACGUAUGCUGCGGCACUGUGGGCAGCCGUGAGAAUUGAUGCUGACUCUCAGUUGGGAGAAGAUUACAGAAGGUCACUCAGGAUUGGGACCUCCGCAGGUCAGAAAAGGAAAGCAUACCAGAAGACUUCUGAAUCUCAGCAAAAGAAACCUGUAACUAUUAAAGAGGAAAAGCCGAUCUGUAACUCAUGCAGAAAGCAUCACUGGGGUCGUUGCUUGGCUAGAGUAGGGGUAUGUUAUCGUUAUGGACAGAAAGGGCAUAUGGCAUAUGAGUGCCCUAAUAGGAGCACUACAAAUGAUAGGAACCAGCCUUCAGGUCAAGAUCAGGUGGGUUCAAGUGGACUGCAGCAAUGGAACAAGAACAGUGCCACAACCUAA